Symbiodinium sp. CCMP2592 is the source of this 4068-nucleotide messenger RNA. The record is from the annotation of a GenBank genome assembly. NCBI's taxonomy places the organism in Eukaryota, Dinophyceae, Suessiales, Symbiodiniaceae.
AUGAAACAGAAGCUCACCAAGGACCUCCUGAAGAACCUCUGUGCUGAGCUACAGAAAGAUGAGUUCGCGGGAACCUUGAUCAAGAAGCUGGUGGGCGAGCAUUGGCUGGAGAAGGUCGAUGACUUGCGGUACGUCCCGUCCACGCGACUAGAGGGCUGGGGCGUCCCGCUGAAGCUGAUAGACGAGAUAUAUGAUUUCUUGGCGGAGAACGAUGCCGACGAAGGUGCCCACAAUGUGAAUGCCUACGUCAACUACACUCUUCGCCCGGCCGUGCAGGGCUUCACGCCUGCGAUUUCGUUCGCAAAAUUACGCGACGAUGCCGAAAAGCGUCGACAUCCCAAGACCUGGGCAGCCAGACGGCUGCAACACUGGUUUCGGAAUCGGCAGAAGCAGCGGGCCAGGCGGCCGCUUGUGACAGAUGAUCAGGUUCUUUCGUGGGUCGAGGAUGGCGAUUUUUUCAAGCCGGACUCGGGCAAGUCGAAGGAGUUGCGCGAAAAGAGAGCCAAAGAAUCUCUCAAGAAAGGUGUCGCCAGGUGGCGGGAGCGCAAAGCUCGUGAGAAGGCUCAGGGAGUUCAAGGUCCUCAAACUCGUCCGGCACCUGCCGACCCAUUCUUGGCCAAGAUCGCUGCCACGAGCCCCAACACCAUUCCAGCUUUCCUUGCGCAGCGAGCCGCUGCACAACCACGGAAAUGCGAAGUUUCCGAGCUUUUCAGUGAGUUUGGCAAGACGCUGAACCAAUCGGAUGAGGAGUUGCGGCCCUACGUCCACAGGCUUGUCACCAUCAACUGGCUGGAAGAGAAGGCAGGUGAGUAUGACAGUAUGAUGAACGAUGAUGCAGAAUCAAAGGGCAACCCUGCGGCUUGCGGACAGGAGGAUUUGUCUUUGGUGGAAGAUCGCCACUGGGAAGCUUGGGCUAUCCCGGAGAAGCUGGUCAGUCUUACAGUGUUCAACGGCCCAGUGGGUCCCUUUCCCCUUGUUGAGACCUUGUCCCAGCAUAAGACCAUUCACUUCUCGCAGAGUCCAACAACUUCGAAGUUCGGUAGUGAGACCUGGGCUUACCUGCCGCUUAUCAUUCCUGCACAGAUCCAUGCGGAGGCUUCGGCCACGUUGUGCCUGAAUCUCAAUCUGCCAGUGAUAGCAGCCGAUGUGGAGCAUCACCUCGUUUCACCGGGAGGUGCCCUCCCGGACCCGACACACUUUGACGGUGGUUCCCUUUUCACGAUCGAUGUCAUGCUUUGUACUCCCGGCAUCGACUUCCAAGGUGGAGACUUCUGCACGAUGGAACGCGACGGCCAACUGCAGAAGCAUUCUUUCGACAAGGGGGAUGCCCUGAUAUUUCUGUCGCACAAAGCCCACUGCGUCCAGCCAGUGACAGAGGGCCUGCGACAGACUUUGGUGAUUGAGCUGUGGGAAGGUGAGGAGCGCAGUUGCAACCACCGCUGUCACCAGCGAUCGGGGCCCUGCGAGGGCUUCGAAGGAGAUGGGGCCGACGAGAGCUUGAAGGCGGACCAGAUCGCCGAAGAGGGCCCGAGCAUCUUCGUGCAUCUCUCAAGUACUCCUUUGUUGGCCGGAUCCACGAAUCGUUUCAGACGUCACACCCUGCGAGUAUGGGAUCAGAACCUGCUAUUUGGUGGGUUUUUCGAGCUCGAGGAAACGUUGCAGCCGUUGGCACCCAGGCCACGACUGCCUUUGAAGGCAUCGCGGCGAAGAGCAACUGUGAUGCCGGGUUCUUGUUCUGCCAAGGUAGCGCAGCUCCUCUCCCAGGGGGCACGGCCAGGGCAGAACGCCAAUGUCGAGGCUGCAGUGGGCAUUUUGUCUCAAGGAGAGACAUUCAGCGCGACCGAAGGCGGCGGCUACGCGGAGGAACGCCACGACAUCUCCAGAGUAUCCGCGCUGCGAUGUAGUGUCUUGCCCAGUGCUGCCGCAGUGGCCCUUCAGACCGACAGUUUCCAGGCCUUCCUUCAGGCGGUUCCACGACAUCGCUUCCCUCGCCAGCGUCGCUGUCGACGUGUUUGGGCCGGUAAGAAAAGUGAACGCUUCAAGGUGAGCGGCCCAUCUACAAUCCAGACCCUGUGUGGCGAGCUUUGUGGGCGCAAGGUCGCUUUGAUUCUUUGUGGCGAGGCUCAUGAGGACGCCCUGGACCUUACCCGGACAGGCAGUGUCAUCGCAGCAAAAAUGGGCUGGGUUCCCAUGGAUCCGCUGGAGCUCCCUCGCGCGGUGGAUGUUGCCGCGGCGGCGCUACAGCACCGGGGCACCUUGAAAAGUGCCCGGACCUGGGCCGAACAGGCACUGGCUCGUUUGGCAAGUGGGACAGAAGCAGGAACGGACUUCAGCGGAAGUUUGCUGGUCUUUUGCGAAAGCCACAGCCCGAAGGAGCGAGGCAAUGCGUGGUUGUUCUUGCCGGGCACUUUGAGAUACUUGCAAAGACCGAGCCAGGACAAGAGCACAUGCUAUCUCGUGUGGGACGAUCUAGACGAAGAUGCCAGGUGGGUGCGAAAGCAAAAAAUGCAAGGUUUAAGGGUACAUCCUUCCGAACAUGACGCUAUGGUCACGAGGCGGAAAAACAGGCGCUUGGAGGAGAAAGUCGAGCUUUUUGAUGAUUGGCUUCUGAGACAUGCCGGUGAUCCCCGAGUGCAGGUCAUCUUGGAAGGCCCCGUGUUGGACACAGAAGUGGAACUGCACGAGGAGCCUGGCGUUGAGCCGGCACCAUUGGCUCACCGGUCCUUGCAGUUGAUGGAGCUGGAUUCCUGCGACGAGGAGGAGCCGGAGGAUGACGAGCAGACGCGCAGGUUCUCUGGAGAGGAUGGGACCGGGACCUUCCUCGAAUUCCUCCGACGUCGUGUGCUGCAGCACCUGGACCCGUGGAGGAUCCGUUUCAUGGACCCGAGAGAGUUGGGAGAUCCGGACGAUGAGGAGCUGCGCAUCAGGUUCCAGAGCCUCCUUCAGAAGCCGAUGCCACGGGACCUGGAGGAGCAAAAAGCCGAUGAACUGGGCUUGGCCGCCACGAAGCGGCCCAUAAAGCAAUGGGUGAAGCAGGCGCUUGGGACUCCCACAGUUCCUUCUUGGGAGGCCUUCUUUGGAGCAUCUUCUGAGCUCUUGUACUACUCCCCCCACAUCCGGGGCGACUUCGUACCCUUCCUCGCUUGCGUGCUGAAGGCCUCGGAGGCAAAACGGCCCCAGGGAGUGGUGUUGGAAUUCUUCCAACAUCUCUACUGCGGAAAGCUGUCAGACGCCUUUGCCAUGUUGCGGAAGGACGAGGGGGCCCGCUCAUGCCUGCGAGUGCGCUCUGCCCUGCAUCUUCGCCCGGACCGGAAAAGCUACAGACGCCGCCAGGAUGUUCGGCGCUUGAUCCCCGUCCACUGUGCGCCUGUGGAUCGGUUCUUGAAGGCGCGGAACUCUGACCCACCCAGGACUUGGAUCUCAGACUUGGCGGAGCACGUCAAGAACGGAGGUGCCGAGGAUGUCGUGAGAGCAGUUCAAUCUUGGUACCUGAGAUCGGUGGAAACCUUCCUGAACAACCCGAAAGCGCAAGACGUCGAGGGCGACUAUUUCGUUGCGUGGCUCCGGGAAUGUCAUCGCGAGAUCCAUGAUGACAUCGACACCUCCGAUCCGGCUUUGCUCCGGUCCCGGGAUCGCGUUCCGAGCCUCUCAAAGGAGCGUCCUACGAAGUACCAUAACCUCCGAGGGAUCCACAUCCCGGGCUUCGAGGAUGCGAUGAGAGAGAUCGUCAGCUUCGAUCCGAAUGCCGGAAAGCCAACCUCAAAGAGGCAGCGGGUCCUGGCCAAGAUCAUCAUCGAUGUCUUCCAGCUUCGCAUGGUCGACUUGGCGGCGAUCCUUUUGGUCUCAGAUCGUGUGCUCCAGGCCCGCGUUGGGACCGAGGUGGUCGUGAUCUUGUACGCUGGGAGCGACCACGCCAGCGCUGUAGAGAGCUUCUUCCGGGAGCGUGGAUUCCGAGGAGAUCACCUGCCGCGAGCUGGCCGAGUGGGAAAGGACUACUGGUAUCCUGAUGAGCAAAGAGGGCUCCACCUGCCGAGCUACCUCCAUGAUUUCGGCGAUCUCUUCAGCUGA